AUGCCGUCAUUCAACCCAUUCUCGACCGUCACGGGCAAGCAUGCCGCUUCCCUCUUUGAGAUCAGACUAGACAAUGACUUCAUUGUCUUUCGCGGCGGAGAAGACGAGUCUGCGGGCCAGAUUCUCAAGGGCGUAGUAGUACUGUGUCUGCCCACUCCGCUCAAGAUCGAAGAUGUUCACCUCCGACUCACCGGCACCCUCCGAUUAUCGUGGGAUUACUCCAAGAGCGCCGCUUCUGGCGUUUCGAGCCAAAAAGUCGACAAGACCACUACCCUGCUCCAACACCGCUGGGCUCCGUUCGUCGGCGGAGCUGGUGGCAAGAACACCAUGUUGCCGGCCGGCAACUAUGAGUGGCCGUUCGAAUUCACACUGCCCGGUAACACGGCCGAGAGCGUCGAAGGAAUCCCCGAAGCGAGUAUCACCUACAAGCUCAAGGCUACCGUCGCCCGCGGCAAGCUUGCCUACGAUCUGCACGCCUACAAGGCUCUGCGCAUUAUCCGCACCCUCGAACCCGCCGCCCUCGAGUUCCUCCAUGCCAUGAGCGUCGAAAACAUCUGGCCGAACAAGGUCGACUACUCCAUCGUCAUCCCCCAAAAGGCCGUCGUCUUCGGCGCCUCCGUCCCUCUCCAGAUGCGCUUCACCCCGCUGUUGAAGGGUCUGGAGAUGGGUGAGAUCUCAGUCAAGAUGCUUGAGAUCCGCGAGUGCACACUGCAAGGACCUACCGGCAACAUUUUCAAGGAGCACAGGACAGAAAGAGAGGUUUCCAACUGGAAGUUUGAGGUCGACAGGGAAGAGCACUGGCACGACACUAUCGAAGAUACUGGUCAGGAGGGCUGGAUGGUGGAGAAGAAGUUGAACCUCCCCAAGAGACUGCGACAGUGUGUUCAGGACCUCAACCAUAACGGAAUCAAGGUGCGACACAAGCUCAAGCUUGUGGUUGCCCUGAAGAACCCCGACGGUCACAUUUCAGAGCUGCGAGCCACUCUCCCCGUUUCCAUCUUCAUCUCUCCCAACAUGCCCCUCGAUGAGCAUGGAGUCCUCGUCGAUCAGAAUCCCGGCACGACACCAGCCGCCGCCGAAGCCGCAGUCACCCGAAUCGCUCCCCCUGGAUACGGAGAACACGUUCUCGAUCAGUUGUACGAAGACGUCGACAUGAGCGGCUUCCAGACCCCCGCUCUCCAGUCUGGCUUCAGCAGUCCCUUCUACGCACAGUCUCGCGCUGGUUCCUCCGAGAACCUGGCAGGUCUUGCCAUGUCCAACAGCCAUAGCCAUGGUGUCGCCCCCGCAGCACUCUCACAACGUCUCCACAACGUGUCUCUCGACCCCUCGCAACGCAAUACGUCUUUCAACUCUUUGAACGCCAUCACCGAGGAUGUCGCCUUCCCGACGUCCAACCCCACUGGCCAGAGUUCGCAAUCGCAUUCUGCGGCACUUACUCGUCAGAACAGCAACGAGGAGCACUCCAACUCUCACUCAUCAGGCCCGUCAGGCCGCAACUCCCCUGAGCACCUCGACUUCCCCGACAUGGCUACUUUGAGCAAGGUGCCUAGCUACACCACCGCCAUCAAGACACCUGCUCGCAGAGGCACUACCGAUGCCCUCCCCGACUACUUCUCUGCCAUGAGCGCCCCGAACACGCCCCCUGCGAGUGAGGCCCCCGUUGCGGACCCGCUCAGCAUGAUUCCCGAGCAUGAGGGUGGCACCGGCAGCGAGCCCACUACACCAGGUGGCUCGCACCGCUCGUGGCAUCGACCCGCGAGCAUGACCUCCCUGCUGCACGCAGUCCAGGGUGGCGAUGACCGCAGGCUCCACCUCCUCCAAGGACGUGAGCGUGUGUACUGA
This is a messenger RNA of Colletotrichum gloeosporioides, 1842 nucleotides long. Its product is annotated as putative HECT-type ubiquitin ligase-interacting protein creD. NCBI's taxonomy places the organism in Eukaryota, Fungi, Ascomycota, Sordariomycetes, Glomerellales, Glomerellaceae. The coding region runs from base 1 to 1842 and encodes 613 amino acids. The transcript has 4 exons. The record is from RefSeq and is a predicted model, not a curated record. Gene Ontology annotation, molecular function: ubiquitin protein ligase binding; protein-macromolecule adaptor activity. Gene Ontology annotation, cellular component: cytoplasm; cytosol; plasma membrane. Gene Ontology annotation, biological process: ubiquitin-dependent endocytosis.